AUGGCGAUUGCUUUGGCUGAGGCGGAUAAGUAUGAGAUCUUGGAGAAGAUUGGUUGCGGCUCCUUCGGUAUCAUUCGCAAGGUCAAGCGGAAAUCGGAUGGAUUCAUCCUAUGCCGGAAAGAGAUCAACUACAUCAAAAUGUCCGCGAAAGAGCGCGAACAGCUGACGGCCGAAUUCAACAUCCUAAGCUCCCUCCGACACGCCAACAUCGUUGCCUACUACCAUCGCGAACACUUGAAAGCUAGCCAGGAUCUUUACCUUUACAUGGAAUACUGCGGUGGUGGAGACUUGAGCAUGGUGAUCAAAAAUCUCAAGAAGGCCAACAAGUACGCGGAGGAGGAUUUCGUUUGGCGAAUCCUGUCCCAACUGGUCACGGCUCUUUUCCGUUGUCACUAUGGCUCCGACCCUGCCGAGGUUGGAUCAAACAUUCUUGGUGCUCCCCCCAAACCGUCUGGUCUGAAGGGCAAGCAAGGACAAGUCACCAUCCUGCAUCGUGACCUCAAACCCGAAAACAUCUUCCUUGGCAGCGAUAACACCGUAAAGCUUGGUGACUUUGGAUUGUCGAAGCAAAUGCAGUCGCAUGAUUUUGCAUCCACGUAUGUUGGCACGCCUUUCUAUAUGUCCCCCGAGAUCUGUGCGGCGGAGAAGUACACACUUCGGUCCGAUAUCUGGGCGGUCGGAUGUAUCAUGUAUGAACUAUGCGCAAAGGAGCCCCCCUUCAAUGCCCGCACCCAUAUCCAACUGGUUCAAAAAAUCCGCGAAGGAAAAUUCGCCCCUCUCCCCGAUUAUUACUCUCCCGAGUUGAAGAGCGUCAUUGCAAGCUGCUUGCGCGUUAAUCCGGACCACCGCCCGGACACCGCCGCGCUCAUCAACCUUCCCAUCAUUCGUCUCAUGCGAAAGGAGAAGGAGGUUGUAGAUCUUGGCCGCACCUUGCGCAGACGUGAAGAUGUCGCCGUUCAAAAGGUCCGCGAGAUGGAGCAGAACAUAUCCAAGAUGGAAAAGGAGAAGCAACAGAUCAAGGCUGAGAUGGAAAGCACACUUCGUCGCGAGUGGGAAGUGAGGGCACGAUUGGAGAUUGAUAAACAGGUUCAGAUAGAACUGAGCCAACUUCGCAAGCGGUUUGAGUCCGAGGUUCAAAGUCGAGUCGCAGUGGAGUUGGAAAAGGAGAAGAGCAAGCGAAACAGCAACAAUCGGGACAUCUUUCGUACAAGCACACAAGGCUCGAGCUCGUCUUCGUCAUCUCGGAAUAGCGGCCGAGGAUCUCGCUCGUCUGGUAACAGCACGGAUGAAAAUGACGCUCCUACCACCGAUAUCAUUCCGGUGAUGCCCGAGUCACCCACCUCCAAUGGUCGGAAGAAGCCUAAGAAGGAAGCUCGCACUCCCUUCUGCCGCUCGAAGACCGUUGUCGACUCCCCCCAGGAUGUGCAAAUGGCCGAGCCCUCCCCCAUCUCGAUCGCAUCCCUCUCCUUAUCUCCUCGUCGUACCUCCGGUACGGGCCCUGGCCGUAAUAUCUUCGCUGAAGCCGAGCGUAACAAGGCCAAGUGGGAACCUACAUUAGCCUACUCCGAUGACGAAGACGAUACCCCCGAUCUACCAUCCCCUACUCGUCCCAAGGUGAAGCCGGAUCCAUUCAAGGCAGCUCCACGACCUCUCCUCCGCCAAAACACCGCCGCUCUCAUGCAAAAACUCAGCACUCAACCCCCUCUAUUCCCGUCCAAUGGUUCUCGUCUUCCCCAAAUGUCAGGUGGACCCACCUCCUCACAGUCCGAAGCUCGCAGCAUGAGCGACAGUCGGUCUCGAUCCAAGUCUCCCCACCGUCGUCUUUCCAAGAUCCCCUCGUCCGCCAACCUUGCCGCAGACGCAUCUCCGACCCGCAAGAACAGCACAAAGUCAAGCCCUACCAAGCCUACUGGUGGCGAGGAGAUGUUCAAGGCCGUAAUGCAGCGUAACAUGGGUGGUCGUACUCUAGUCGAACUCGCCCAGGCCCGCGCAGGUGGUCGUCCUAUGGACGAAAUGAAGCGAUGUGCUAGCGACUCGCGUGCCCCUACUAUCACAUCAAGCUUGCAGUGUUCUGCGCGUGAUCCCCCUGCAACAUGGGACCCCGAACGCGACGAGAUGCCCAGUCCCUUCCUGGCACGUGGAAAGAAGAUGAUCCGCAACCUGCGGUAA
Messenger RNA from Penicillium odoratum, 2169 nucleotides. RefSeq names its product serine/threonine protein kinase nimA (gene nimA). Lineage: Eukaryota; Fungi; Ascomycota; Eurotiomycetes; Eurotiales; Aspergillaceae. Bases 1 to 2169 code for a protein of 722 amino acids. The transcript has 3 exons. Gene Ontology annotation, molecular function: protein kinase activity; ATP binding. Gene Ontology annotation, biological process: chromosome segregation; protein phosphorylation. Gene Ontology annotation, cellular component: cytoplasm; nucleus; centrosome. The record is from RefSeq and is a predicted model, not a curated record.